Molecule: messenger RNA, 1659 nt
Organism: Gaeumannomyces tritici R3-111a-1
Lineage: Eukaryota; Fungi; Ascomycota; Sordariomycetes; Magnaporthales; Magnaporthaceae
Exons: 6
Coding region: 1-1659 (552 amino acids)
Molecular function (GO): protein binding
Source: RefSeq, a predicted model, not a curated record
AUGUCGAUCUUCAAGGAUGCCCGCGAGGGAACCCUGGAUUGCGCCAAGCUGAGAAGCUACCUUGAAAACAACCCCAACAUUCUCGACGAUGUCGACCCGGAGUCGGGCUUGACGCCCCUGGGCAUCGCCGUCGUUGAAGGGCUUCCCGACGUGGUCGAGGAGCUCCUGAAGAACGGGGCCCAGACAGGCCACCAAUCCAUAGACAACGCCACGCCGCUGCUCCUCGCCGCCUGGAAGACGGUCAAAGAGCGCCCCCUCAUCAUGCAGAAGCUCCUCAAGGACAUGGAUCUCAAGGGCAUGACUCCCAAGCUCGUCAACAGGACGGUCAAGGCUACCGGCAACAAGACGCCGCUCAUGCUCGUCAUAGAGAAGGAGGACCUCGUCUGCGUCAGGAUGCUGCGCUCGGCGGGGGCUUCGUUGAACAUCAAGAACGACGACGGCUUCACCGCCGAGGAGAUGGCAAAGUUUUCCAAGAACCUGGCCGUCAUGCGUGCGCUCCGCGGUGACGAAAAGGAAAAGGAACUGCUAGCGAAGCUAGCUUCGGGCGUGGUCUCCCUCCUCCUUUAUGUCAUCACCUUUCUGCGCAAUCUCGUCUGGAGGACGGAGCGGAAAGCCGUCCAGCCGGCGCGCCUUCCCGCCCAGGUGGUGAUCAAGGCCGAGGACCCCAACGAUCAGUACUACAAACUUAACAAGGAAGUGAUUGGCGACUCUGAGGAGCCGUCGACGCCGGAAGAGUUCUUCGGGAAAGUCGACAGCUUCCUCCAAGACCACGCCGUCGUGCCGCGCUUCUUCAAGGACAAGGACUUUGUUCAAAGCAUGGCUCGUAAGGUCGCAGACCUGGAGAAGGACCCGGACACCGACCUCGGCAAGCCGGGAGUCCUGGCCAAGACGAUCAAAGUGACCAUGCACCAGCAGGUUUUCUACUGUGACGACAGCUCUUCAACCAGGCACGAGAAUCGCUGGCAGACCCAGAGGGAUCUCGUCAAGCGCAUCGCCCGCAUCACCACCCGCAUCCUCCCCGAGGGCGAGGGCGUCGCCCUGCGCUUCAUAAACCAGGACGUGAGCGACAAGUCCUCGAACCUGACCUUCAAUGAGCUAUGCAACAUGAUGGACUCGGCGAACUGGAUGAAGAAGGGCAGGACCGACAUCGGCACGCACCUGCGAUCCAAGAUCCUCGAGCCCAUGGUCUACAAGAAACUCCUGCAAAACACCUUCACCCGGCCGCUGCUCGUGUCCGUCGUCACCGACGGCGUCCCCGAUCCCGAGGACAAGGACACCCUCGCCAUGGCCAUUGAGGAGUGUGGCUCAAGGCUUGUCGUUGCCGGCUGCCCUCGCGACAGCGUCAAGUUUUUGAUUGGCCAGGUUGGGGCGUCGAAGAAGGCAGCCGACUUCUUGGAGACGCUCAGGAACAACAAAGAGAUCGAGCCAGUGACGUUUGUUGUUUCCGACAAACUUGACGCCAAGCUUGCAGAGUUCCACGACAACGACCGAGAGCUGGACCGAUGGCUCAUCGAGACGCUGUUCGCCCCGAUCAGCAAGUCCGAGGUCCUCAAUCCCUCGGGGAUUCCUGACGAGCCGGAGGGCGGAUCGGACGCGGAGGGAGAACUUGAGCCACUGGACGAACCAGACUCGGAUGCAGGGGAGGAAGGGCCUGAGUGA